Messenger RNA from Amyelois transitella, 4020 nucleotides. RefSeq lists its product as uncharacterized. The record is from RefSeq and is a predicted model, not a curated record. The coding region runs from base 311 to 826 and encodes 171 amino acids. Lineage: Eukaryota; Metazoa; Arthropoda; Insecta; Lepidoptera; Pyralidae. The transcript has 6 exons.
AUUGCCGAGUCAAACCGAUUUCUCUCAAUUUCUCUUUUCUUGCAUUUUAGCAACUCAAAUAUUUUUAUUCGUAUUUAAAGUAUUAUUCCAAUAUCCAUGUGAACAGCUAUCUAUAAACAUAGACUAACCUCGUUUUUUUUAGUCUCAAUUAAAAUUCGAGUCGCUCGCACAUGAAACUGAACAUACAUAAUUUUUUUUAACUUGUUUUCGACGUGUACACAGUUUUAAUUACAAAGGUUAAUGAGUUGCGUUUUGAAGUCGAAACGAAGCUGUUCACAAUAAUUGCCUUAAAACAUCAAUUGAAUAAAAAAUGAAUUUAAACAGCAUUUUAUCGCCAAGGGCAAUGGUUGGCGCCGCGAUAGUGGGUAUUGUCGGUGCUGCUGGUGUGUUUAUAUAUGAACAAGUGUAUGCUGAAAAAAGAAGAGCUAUGCUGAUAAAUGAGGUGGCCCGUCUGGACAGACAAGUUGCCUCUAUGAGGUCAGAGCUUGAGGCGCUCCGGGAACUACAGAAAGAAAGUCAGCUACGCAGACUGAAACAGAAGAGAGUUCCCAGGAGAGAGAAGAAGAGUAAGCAGGCCAGCGGAGACACCGUGGACGCUCCCGAAGUCAGCUACGCUUCGGAUUCAGAGUAUUUCACGGAUUAUCAGUCUGUUUUAGGAACAGAUGGCGAAAUGGACAGCGAAGAAUUUUACGACGUACACACAGACGAGGAAGACGACACAUUAAGAGAAGAUAUACAGAGGAAUGGUCAUGUGGAACCCAACGCGUUAGAUGAGGACCCAGCGUCAUCACCCAAAUCACCCCGGAAAAAUGGUCCUGCACAAUGAGCAUUAAUGUUAAAUAUGGGUCUGGUCUAGUUGGGAAUAGAACUUGUGUACCACCGUAGCUGUAUCUAGUUUUAAUGUAAUAUGGUGCCGCUAUAGAACUUAGCAUUUAUACAAGUGGGUUAGCUUAGCUUUUCAUUGUAAGAAAGAAGAAUAUACCGGCAUAACCCUCCUUUUUCAUCAGGUUAAAGUCAAAGUCAAUCAAUUUAUCAACUCAAAUAUUUUCAUACUCAUUAAUUGUCUCUGCCAAUUCCCAUGGAGCAAUACAAUUUGCAAUGGAGAUAUUCAAUGAAAUCUUAUUUAAAUUCUCAAUUUAAUAUUAUAAUUAUUGAAUUUUUAAAAUACUAGUACUCAAUUUAAAAUAGCCUUUUAAUCAUGUAAGAGUUAUGUCAAUAAUUUGACAUGAAAUCAGCUCAUUGAAAUUGUAUGUCAAAUUAUUUUGACAUAUUGUUGAAUUUGACAUUUUAGGUAGUCUGUUAAGGUGCUUACAGAUUAUGUAACAAUGUUCUAUAACUUUUUUGUAUAACACAUCCUCCACAUUAUUUGACAUUGUUAUACAACUUUGCAACAUUUAACAAUACUGGACAUAUUACAAUAAUAAUGUUAUAUAACAUUUGAAAGUAACAAUAAUAACCUGAUAAAUAACUUAAAUACUUAACAUGUUUUAUAACAUUUUUUUGUCCACAUUACUGAAACAUUGUUACAUAACAAUGUUAGUAAACAUGCUAUAUAAUCUGUUCGCACCGUUAUAGUCAUGUUUUUAGGUGAAGGGGCGUGUGUUGUAUAAAUAUAUAAAUUUUUCAUGGUGAAUUUAGUUACAUAAAUAAUUGCGUGUGGAGGGAAUAAGGGAAUAUAUGUAUUGCAGAGAUAGAUCUUUUUAGAUACCGCCAGUUCACUCCUUUAUGUGUACACCUAGAUGUUUUUUUCUUAAAAAUUUAAUUAAUAUUUAACUAAAUGAUCAUAUUUAAAAUGAAUGUAAGUCUCAAUAUGAACUAAUCCUUAUUGCGAAGUAAAAAAUCUUGGAAAUCGAGCGAACUGCGAUUGCAGGCAUCGUUUUUUACUUUUGGUAGACACAGCUUCAUUAUACUUUAGUUAAUAACGAUUAAGAUCCGGAACGAAACACUUUCGAAAAGAUGUAAAUACACUUGCGGGAUCUAUCUAUGGAAUAAAUAGUGUAAUUGAAAAAAGGUGACAAUUAUUUAUUCGGGAAAUUAGUCUAUUUUGACAGCUGUCAAAUGUGUAUUUUAUGCGUCGCUUACUUAUAUCCUAUUAAUUGUUGUUAAAAUGAACUCAUUUUUCGGCUUUAUAUGAAAUUAAAUUAUUGAAAAUGAAUUUUAUAUUUAUUAAUGCCGUUCGUUUGCCGCGUUGUAUUUUUAACCCAGUGGUAACUUGCCAUUGGUAAAGAUAUAUUUUUUUUCUCGAACCUAUUUAGGGUUCGUAAAAAAAAAUAUAUCUUUGCCCUGGGUAUAAGAUUAAAAAAAAACCCUUUUUACCAGAGCUUUGCUUCCGUGGAAAAUCGUCUGAGGAAAAUCGGACCAAAACUGAUUUAGUAGAACAUUUCUCGCACUUACAAUUUCAUUUAAGGCACAUUCGGUUGAAUACAAUAGAAUAGAUUUAUUUUCAAAAUUGGAUACAAGGUAUCACUUAUUGACGUCUCUUAUUAAAUGGUUUCAAAGUUUUUGUAUAAUAAUAAUUUUUUUUUUUCAUAUAUUAUUUAUGACAUUUAUUAUUAAAAUAUGAAUUAAAUUAUGAUUUUAAAAUAUUUUUUGCAGUCUACCAAGAUAUUAAUUACCUCUGAAUUUUUCUUAAGAUCUUAGAUGCAAAUUUAGCUAGAUAAUACCAGUUCGAUGAUUACUAUGAAAAAAAAACGUGUAAAGUAUUUUUUUUGCUGAAAAAAUAACAAUGCGUAAUGAAGUAAUGAAACUGCUAGAUUUACAAGGCAACAAUAGAUGUUUUUUUUCUGCAAAUCACUAUCACUUUCCAAUACUUCAUUUGUUAUCCUUGUGCCACGCGAUUUGGCACGCAAAAAAAAACACACUUGCGCUGUCUAGCUAGAUAUGUCUGAGUCUGAGUAUAAAGUCAACUAAAUUGAAUUAAGUGCGUUAAAACCUUAGUUUGAUUAUCAUGCUAAAUUAAUUAAUAUUUACGAAUUAAAUUACUACCUCUGUUAUAGAUCUGUCGAUUUGUAAUAUUCUAGUACAUUUGGGAGCAAAUAAACCCCUCUAUGAAAAAAGAAAUCAGAACAAAGUUGGACUGUAUUGUACAACAAUAAGGUCAAAAAUCACUUAAAAUUGUUUAGAAAAAAAAUAUAUGCAUUCCACUAUGCCCCAUAUAAAUAUAUUCUUCAAUAUAAAUUUAUUUUGUGUAAUGAUUUCUGUUUCAUAUUUUUAUAUAUUGAAUAAGAAAUAAGAUAAGAACUAUCAAAAAAAUUAAAAUACCAUCCAGCGUUUUCACUCGCGUUAAUAUUUACUAUGUGUUAUAUUUACUGUAAAGUUUCAUCCAAAUCAAUUUGUCUACCUUCCAUCACGAUAUAGUAUCCUGUGAACUACCUAAUCCAGGAAGGCUGGAAGUUCUUAUUUCUUAAUUCUUAUGGAGUUCUCGAGAAAAAUAUAAGAGUGAUCCUAUUCAAGAAUGCCGGGAACCACACGGCACGUAAACCUAUACAGUAUACAUUGUCAAGCUAUGUUAAAAAAGUCAUCGAUAUUAUAGAAGUCUUAUAGAAAAAUGCCUUAUAAUAUGUACUUCCAAAAGUAAGCUGUAACUAUAGUAAAUUGAUUUAAGUACAUACUUAAUUAUAGGUAAAUAAUCUUGGUACCUAUGUCUUUUUAUCAAAAAAACAUUUCUUACUAGGAAAUUAAUCAUGUCAUCUAUGUUACAUUACAUGUUAUAUUUUGUUUUUAAUGUAUUUUCUACAAAAAGAGGGAUCAAGAUUGUUUACUUAAUAUUUAAGUAUCCAAACCGAUGGAAUAUACAUAGUAUUGUAUAAGGCGACUUAGGAAUAGGCUUUUAUACUUGUGAUUAUUUUAGGCGACGGGCUAGCAACCUGUCACUAUUUGAAUCUCAAUUCUAUCAUUAAGCCAAACAGCUAAACGCGGCCUAUCAGUCUUUUCAAGUCGUUGGCUAUGUCUUUCCCUUAGUCGCCUUUUAAGUUCUGGCUAGGAAUAUUAAUUAAUCUCGUUACAAACAUUUAAACUUAU